This is a messenger RNA of Perkinsus marinus ATCC 50983, 177 nucleotides long. RefSeq lists its product as hypothetical. The annotation marks the transcript as partial. The record is from RefSeq and is a predicted model, not a curated record. NCBI's taxonomy places the organism in Eukaryota, Perkinsozoa, Perkinsida, Perkinsidae. The transcript has a single exon.
AUGGUCAAUGGCGGACUGGUCGAACAGGUGGAGGGGCUAGAGGAUCUAGCCAGACAGAGAAUGGCUGAGUCUGAGCGCCUUGUGGUGGUAUCUGACCGUCUGCGAGGGAGAGCCGUGAAGGCAGCAGCAAUGGUCCCCACCAGACUGAUCCAACGUGGCUGGAUCUUGUCCCUUGUC